CCAAUUAAUACGUGUGUGGCGCUGCCAUUAGCUCAUGCAGGACUGUGCUGCUCCUGUGCUGCUCACUCACCAGGACCUUUUCAGGCUUUUGAUUGCUGGUUCAGCAGGAAAUCACAAUUUUUGCAGCCCUGGUCGCUGGCGUUCUUAUAGGACUUGGUGCUCUGGUCUAAACCAUCCUGGUAGCUACCUCUGCCUGGGGCACCCCCAUCUCAUCGCUUUUCCAGAACGUUUUCUUCCCGAAGGACCAUAGACUCGAGGGCCAAUAGGAAUGCGCACCGUCUUUUGCUUUUGCUCGCUCUGGACUCUUGGAGACGUCUGAGUUGAGACUCCACCACAUGGCGAGCCAUCGCUCGAGGUCCAGGCAAAGGGCAGAACAGGGCCACGCAAUGGAGGAAGAGGACGGAGACACAUCAGGCAUGGAAUCAAAUGAAGAUGAAGACGACCUGUUUCAGGAUGCAUUGGAUGGGGAGGAGAUUGACAGGGACCAGCAAGAGAAAGAGGACGCAUUGCUCCAACUCUCAGACCCCCGCUCAUACUCCACCCGUCCGAGACGCGUUCCACCUCCCGAACCAGCCCCCCAAAACGACCACCCCCAACCAAGAGUCCGGAAGCGCAAGGCUGCGGACUUGGAUCAAGAUGCAAUUGACAAGCCUCAUGCGUGCGAGCAUUGCGGGAAGCGCUUUGCAGUGCUGGCGGCACUGUGGGGCCACACGCCUCGCUGCGCAACCCGCACGCAGAACCUCAACCUCGAGCCGCAUCCCUUUGAUCGUCCAAAGUUUGCUACUGCACAAAAAGCGCCGCCCACUCCUCCUCCGACGCGCGUCUCGGGCCGACCCAAAAAGCCGACGGGCGAAGAGUUUCCAUGCGAGCACUGCGGGCGCGUCUUUUCGGAGCAGGUGCGGCUGUACGGCCACCUGUCACAGUGCGCCAAGCGCUUGGCGCAUGCGGGGAAGAAGAGUGCGGGCCCGGAGACGCCAAGGGGAAGCAAGAAGCAAGCUGUCCCUGAAGCAGCCGAAGAAGAGGAAGAUGACGGUGAAAGCACUCCCCCGGGCUCCCCCCAGGGUAGCGAAGGACCGAUUCUGAUCCGGCUGAAGCGAUCGGGGAAGUCCUCCGAGCAGGAGGACGGGGAGUUCACCUGCCCCGAGUGCGGCCGGAGCUUCGCCUCUGCGCAGGCACUGGGGGGGCACAAGGGAUCGCACCGUAGUAGCAGGGAGGAGCCUACUCCGACGCCGGCCAAGGUUGUCGAAAUGGGCUUCCAGUGCCAGAUUUGCGGCGCAAUUUUCAGUAACGGGCAGGCCCUGGGGGGUCACAAGGGAUCGCACAAGCCGACCGACGUGUACACCGAGGAAGACAAGCGGCAAAACGCACGGCGGAGCUCGUCGGGAGUCGCCUCACCGCCGGUGCGUCGCCGCCCCGCCGAAAACAACGCCACAGACGGGGGGUGGGCCUGCGACGUGUGCGGGCUGGUGUUUGCCACGGGGCAGGCGCUUGGGGGGCAUAAGGGCUCGCACAAGGCGAGCGACUAUUACAGCGAAGACGAAAAGCAGAGCAACAAGCGGCGCACGGCGCCCGCGGCCAAACCGGAGGACUCCCCCGAGGCGCAGCUGAAAAAAGCCUUGGGCGCACUCAAGAAGACGAUGCAGAUCGCUGAUGCGGAACCGUUCAACGUGCCUGUCGAUGCCGAGGGGCUCGGGAUUCCGGACUAUUUGGAGGUGGUCAAGAGUCCAAUGGAUUUUGGGACGAUACGGACGAAACUAGAGAAGGGGGAGUAUCCAGGGGUGGCGGAGAUGCUCACUGACGUCCGGCAAGUGUCCGAAAACUGCAGGCUGUAUAACAACGAAGCUGACCCGAUUGUGGAGAUGCUGGAAGUGGUGGAGCGCCGCUUCAAGAGCGAGUGGGUUAAGGCCGGGUUACCGCUGGACGAUGAAGGCAGACCCGCGACGCCCCCGCCGCCUGACAGCGGCGAAGAGGAAGAAGGAAGCGAAUCAGAGGCGGAAGGCAGCAGCCCACACCGCGAGCGGCGGGUGCGCUUUGCCCCGGGCAUACAGUCGCCGCCCCUCCGGACCCGGCCCCCCGAAACGUCAACCGACCACUCAGAACCAGAGGAGCAGGCUCAGGGCACAGAGCCGAGGAGGGGCCGGGGGAGACCCCCGGGCAGGGUCAGGGCGCGGCAGCCGCUCAAAACCGGGACGGCACUGCACCGGCCCAACUGCCCGUGCGUAAUCUGUAAGCAGGGGCGGAAGAGUGGCCGGGGGAGGUUCGACCGGGAUGGUUCGGACGGGGAGUCGGACGGGGGGCCCAGACCGCGCCGCAGCGAGGCCUUGCACAGUUCAGAUGAAGAAGAGUCGGAGGCUGCCGAAGAUGCGCCCCGACAGUACUACGAAAAAGGCGCGCACCUGCCGCCGGCACAGCUGAGCGCUGCCACGUGGCGCUUGGGCCACCAGCUUUUUGCUAAUAGUGCGGGCGCAAGACUGGAGCGUGCGAGGGGCGCUUCGUAUCUAGCCGACCUUCUGCAAAUUUUGCAUCGGCCUGACGAGUCCACGUCAGCAGAUGUGAAUGCGGCCAGUGACGAUGCUUGGGAUGGUGGGAAGUCGGAGAAUAGUCGUGAUGAACUGGGGCCGCUCUUAAGCGGGGCCCGGAGAAUGGGGCCGGAAGACUUGCGGGGGGCGCUGGCGGGUUUGCUCGUGCCCCGUGGCACCGUAGCAGGUGUCCGGUAGCCGUCCGGUAUAUUUGCCAAGGUGAAUUACCUGGCAACCUCUUCAUUUUCAAAACCACCCUCUGCAUAUGUCAAAUGUGCGUGCUUCUUCUGACCGGAUUAAUCAGAUCGCAACAUGUCGUUGAGCGAACAUGGAUUGUUUGGCAGCUGGUAGAUUCCCGGUCGUCAGAUUGGAACAUGUCUGCGUUGACAAUGCC
Molecule: messenger RNA, 2913 nt
Organism: Klebsormidium nitens
Lineage: Eukaryota; Viridiplantae; Streptophyta; Klebsormidiophyceae; Klebsormidiales; Klebsormidiaceae
Source: the annotation of a GenBank genome assembly